AUGACUACCGUGACAUUGCCUGGGUCCUCAACAGCAUCUAGUGUAGGCGAAUCGCAACUAUGUUCGUGCAAACGUGAGCGCCGAAGCAUGAGUAGCGUUAUUAGAUUGUAUCCCUUGACUAAUUACUCUGUACGAAGCAAUGAUUAUGAGGAUCCUCCACGAAUAUUCGACUAUAAGCAAUCUCUGAAACUGCGACAAGAGUAUGAAAAUGAUGGCAUGGUUCGCACAGUGCAAGGUGUUCUACUAGGUCACCAAAAUUCUAUCAUUCACGUAUUGCUCUUAAAAAAUGGAGUUGGUCAGAUGCAGUCGUCGAAGUUACCAGAGGUGACAUUAUACCAUGGCGAAGAUGAAAUUGCUGGAAUGAAACGAUUGAUGGCCGAGGUUUUGGGAUUUGAAGAUGCUGUAGACGCAGUUUGCCAAAUACAACAUAUUGCUGCAAAAUGGUGGCGUCCCAAUUUUGAAGCACCCAUUUAUCCUUAUAUUCCUUCACAUAUCACUAAACCAAAAGAGAUGAUAAGAGUGUUCGUCGUGGAGCUUCCUAAGAAAGCAACAUUCACAAUUGCGAAGAAUAAUACAUUGGUGGCUGCUCCUGUCUUUGAAAUCUACGAUAAUGUAAAUGGCUAUGGACCUAUCAUUGCAAGUCUACCGCAUGUUCUUGGCCGAUUUAAUUAUCUCUACUAUCCUUGAUGUUGGUUUUGACAACAAUUCACCGAUGCCAACAAAAUAUGUAAUUACAAGAAAGGUGAUCAGUUAUUCGGCAAUCAAAGUUUUCUGGUUACAUUUUAUAGUGACCAUUCUAAAUAUCUUGUUUGUAUAUUUUUUCGCGGAAUCAUCCUGUUUUCUUUAAAGUUUCAUUUAUGAGUCUGUACUUUAUUGAUAGUCUCUAAAUUUAUCAGUGCGGAAUGUGUUUUCCAGUAAUAUUCUGUGAUAAUUGUUAUGGGUUAGCCUAAAGAAUAUUGAUUAUGAAAACAUCGAUGUAACCUGUGAUAAUCUGUUUCAUUUUGUGAGAACCAUAUGCA
Loa loa (African eye worm) is the source of this 1019-nucleotide messenger RNA. Its product is annotated as pre-mRNA cleavage factor. The coding region runs from base 1 to 687 and encodes 228 amino acids. Gene Ontology annotation, molecular function: mRNA binding. Lineage: Eukaryota; Metazoa; Nematoda; Chromadorea; Rhabditida; Onchocercidae. The record is from RefSeq and is a predicted model, not a curated record. Gene Ontology annotation, cellular component: mRNA cleavage factor complex. The transcript has 6 exons.